CGGUAGUUAUGUCUGUUCAGCCAUCCACUAAAGCAGCUCGGUCCAUCAAAAGUUUAUAGGGAGCAGGUGAGAAACGUACAUAAAUGAUUUAUUAAUUAGGGUUUGUUGGGUGAUUAUGAAAAUUGAUUUUUUGGGUGAUGAGAAUUGAUUUUUUUUGACAAGAGGAGUUGCAGAAGAGAGUGUCCCGUGAAAAGUCAAAAAAGAUUGUUGAAAUAGUAAAAUAAGGGCAAUUUUUUUUUGGAUGAAAAAUUGCUAACAAACCGGGCAACUCUAUUCUCUGUCCAUAAAAUUUUCCAAUUUGCAAAUAUCUAAAUUCUUAAUUUUCCGAAACCCACAAAGCUCCCCAAACGCUGUAGAAUUUUUUCUGCAGAUGCCAAUAUCACUUACAACUAAUCAAAAGAAAAAGUAAGAAUUGGAAAAUGGAGAGUGGAAAAUUCAGUAUUAGUGCAGAAGAUCUAUCGACGAUCGGAGGAAUAGCAACAGUUUCACUGCUACACUCAUUCAUACCGACGCAUUGGUUGCCUUUUUCAAUCGUUGGCCGGGCGCAAAAAUGGACGCUUUCUCGCACUCUACUUGUCACUGCUUUUGGAGCAGUAUUGCAUGUAUUAUCCACUUCAUUGCUUGGCAUAACAGCAGUUACCAUAUCAAACACAAUUGCGGGGGAGGAAACCGUGCAUAAACUUGCAUCUUUGUUACUCAUAGUUCUUGGGGGCAGUUACAUCAUUUUGUUUCUGUCUGGAAAGGGUGGUCAUAGCCAUUCUCACAACCAACCCAUGGAAAAAAUGGCCGUUGCUGGUCUUGUUCUUGUCCCUGCAUUGUCUCCUUGUGCAACUACUCUUCCCGUAUUUCUUGCUGUUGGAAACUCAUCUUCUAUGAUGGUGCUUGCUAUCAUAGUUCUGUUAUGCAGAACAAGACAUAAGAUUGUGAUUUUGGAUCUGCAGCACAAUAGCUGUUAUGACAUCGCUGGUGGCCCUCUCGUUCUAUGGUGCAAGCCAGAUCAAGUUCCACUGGGUUGAACGCUAUGACAAGCUUCUUGUAGGUUCGGUUCUAUGUUUAGUUGGAAUCUUGACUCUCAUUUUCCAUGAACAUGACCAUGACGGAGAUUUGAGCUUGGCUGGAGACCAUUUACAUAGGAAACUAGUCGUUCUGUAAGAAUUACUGGAUUAACUAUACAUGUUAAGACCAAUGAAGCAAUGUAAAUGAUCUGUCGUUUAUCACAUUAAUUUACUCUAAGCUUGAUCGAUCAAUCUCGUGUAGUAUCUGGUUUAUGUUUGCUGUUGGUGUUUUGUGUUAACGGGCAUGGAUAAUGUACUUGUGAUUGUUUUUAUGUUAAAUCUCAUGGAUUUCUUUUCUGUUA
Messenger RNA from Olea europaea var. sylvestris, 1357 nucleotides. RefSeq lists its product as uncharacterized. Bases 420 to 1016 code for a protein of 198 amino acids. NCBI's taxonomy places the organism in Eukaryota, Viridiplantae, Streptophyta, Magnoliopsida, Lamiales, Oleaceae. The transcript is spliced from 3 exons. The record is from RefSeq and is a predicted model, not a curated record.